Molecule: messenger RNA, 429 nt
Organism: Microdochium trichocladiopsis
Lineage: Eukaryota; Fungi; Ascomycota; Sordariomycetes; Xylariales; Microdochiaceae
Exons: 1
Coding region: 39-275 (78 amino acids)
Source: RefSeq, a predicted model, not a curated record
GCCGCGCCGGUUGCACGUGGAUCAUCCUGUGUGGUAGGAUGGAUGGACAGCACUAUACCCACGUACUCUAUGACCUGAUCAGGUCUGCUCUGGACUGGUUCCGGACCGGCCCCCCGCCCCGUCCGCCUUGGCUGCUGGGUGCGGCCGUGUCGUGGCACCCGGCACGACGUCGUCUCCCGUCCGUGGCACCAGGUCUCGUCUCGUGCGGCACGCAGAAAGGGGCGGCGGCGCGAAGCAGAGCAGAGCAGCGCAGGUUGCCGAGCAAGCUCGACUGAGGACGGAGCAAUCUCGAAAUCGUAGACUGGAACCGGCACAAUCACCGAGGAGACGGGCUGCUGCCGCCGCGACGACUGCCACGAGACUUUUAAGCAGAUCGUCCGCGCGUCCCCGUUUCCCGUGUUGUCUUCGUGGUGACACUGGGAGGAGGAG